Messenger RNA from Sciurus carolinensis (gray squirrel), 3695 nucleotides. It is a transcript of the gene Arhgap10, whose product is annotated as Rho GTPase activating protein 10. The transcript is spliced from 23 exons. Bases 283 to 2574 code for a protein of 763 amino acids. Gene Ontology annotation, molecular function: protein binding; GTPase activator activity. The record is from RefSeq and is a predicted model, not a curated record. NCBI's taxonomy places the organism in Eukaryota, Metazoa, Chordata, Mammalia, Rodentia, Sciuridae. Gene Ontology annotation, biological process: signal transduction. Gene Ontology annotation, cellular component: cytoplasm.
CCCGGGGCGGGGCAGCGCGGCGGGCGCUGAACCUCGCGGGGCUGCCGGGAUUGGGGCGCCGCAGUUUUCGCUCGCCUAGCCGGCGGCUCCUCGGUGCCGCCAGGCUCAGCUUCUUGGGACAUGUCCGUGCCGCGCUCCCUGCGCUCCGGGUACUGCUAGCUUCUCCCGGGCUUCUGGCCCGCGCAACCCGGCACCUGGCCGCCGCCUCGGAGCCGGGCUCCGGCUGUAGCGCGCAGCGGGCGGGCGGGAGACUGUGCGCCCCAGGCGCGUACCUUUGCAGUCAUGGGGCUGCAGCCCUUGGAGUUCAGCGACUGCUACCUCGACAGCCCGUGGUUCCGGGAGAGGAUCCGUGCCCACGAAGCGGAGCUUGAGAGGACCAACAAGUUCAUCAAAGAGCUGAUCAAGGACGGGAAGAACCUCAUCGCUGCCACCAAGAGUCUUUCAGCUGCCCAGCGAAAAUUCGCUCAUUCACUCAGAGACUUUAAAUUCGAGUUUAUUGGCGAUGCUGAGACUGAUGAUGAGCGCUGCAUAGAUGCCUCCUUACGUGAAUUUUCAAAUUUUUUGAAGAAUCUGGAAGAACAGAGAGAAAUUAUGGCAUUAAGCGUAACUGAAACCCUGAUUAAACCCUUGGAAAAAUUCAGAAAAGAGCAACUUGGAGCUGUAAAGGAAGAAAAAAAGAAGUUUGACAAAGAGACAGAAAAGAAUUAUAGCCUAAUUGAUAAACAUUUGAAUCUGUCAGCCAAAAAGAAAGACUCACAUUUACAAGAGGCAGAUCUCCAAGUGGAGCAGAACCGGCAGCACUUCUAUGAACUGUCUCUUGAAUAUGUGUGUAAACUUCAGGAAAUCCAAGAAAGAAAGAAGUUUGAGUUUGUGGAACCUAUGCUGUCAUUUUUUCAGGGAAUGUUUACUUUCUAUCAUCAGGGUCAUGAACUUGCGAAAGACUUCAAUCACUACAAAAUGGAACUGCAGAUCAACAUUCAGAAUACACGGAAUCGAUUUGAAGGAACCAGGUCAGAAGUGGAAGAACUUAUGAACAAAAUCAGGCAGAAUCCCAAGGACCACAAACGAGCAAGUCAGUUUACAGAAGAAGGCUACCUGUAUGUACAGGAAAAAAGGCCUGCUCCAUUUGGUUCCAGUUGGGUCAAACACUACUGCAUGUAUCGAAAAGCAGCCAAGAAGUUCAACAUGAUCCCAUUUGAGCACAGAUCUGGGGGGAAACUUGGCGAUGGAGAGGUGUUCUUUUUGAAAGACUGCACCAAAAGGCAUACGGACUCCAUUGACAGAAGGUUUUGUUUUGACAUAGAAGCUGCUGACCGGCCUGGUGUUUCCUUGACCAUGCAGGCGUUUUCAGAAGAAGAAAGGAAGCAGUGGUUGGAAGCUCUGGGUGGAAAAGAAGCUCUGUUCCCCAGUUUUAAUAGAGCCAUCCUCCCAAGACCUGAAGGAAGUGCGCAGUUGGAUAAGAUGGGCUUCACAAUUCUCAGAAAGUGCAUCAGUGCAGUUGAAACACGAGGUAUAAAUGACCAAGGAUUGUACAGAGUUGUGGGGGUGAGUUCAAAGGUCCAGAGACUUCUGAGUAUGUUGAUGGAUGUAAAAACAUGCAGUGAGCUGGACCUGGAGAAUUCCAUAGACUGGGAAGUGAAAACAAUAACAAGUGCCCUAAAACAGUAUCUGAGGAGUCUUCCCGAGCCUCUCAUGACCUAUGAGUUACAUGGAGAUUUCAUUGUUCCAGCCAAAAGUGGCAGCCCAGAAUCUCGGGUUAAUGCUAUCCAUUUCUUGGUGCACAAACUGCCAGAGAAAAAUAAAGAGAUGCUGGAUAUUUUGGUGAAGCAUUUAACGAAUGUUUCAAAUCACUCCAAGCAGAAUUUAAUGACCGUGGCAAAUUUAGGAGUGGUGUUUGGACCAACUCUGAUGAGGCCACAGGAAGAGACUGUUGCUGCCAUCAUGGAUUUGAAGUUCCAGAAUAUCGUGGUGGAAAUCUUAAUUGAAAAUCAUGAAAAGAUUUUUCGGACCUCGCCUGACACCACGUUUCCUGAGCCCAUCUGCCUGUCAACUUCACCCCCAAACGCUCCUCCAAGGCAGUCCAAGAGGCCAGGCCAGAGGACGAAGAGACCCGUGGCUGUUUAUAAUCUAUGCCUCGAGUUGGAAGAUGGUGACAGUCCUAAUCUUCCUAAGGAGGACACCCCGACUGGCAGUCAGGACUCACUUUCCUCCCCAUCGCCCACAACUGCAACUGCCUGUGGGCCUCCUGGACCAGAGAGAAACCACCUUCUGGCAGAUGGAGGGAGCUGUGGGGACUGGACGUUCACCACUCCAAGCCAGACCCGGCCAUCGAUGGUCCAGUGGCUUAACCCACAGUCUCCAACCACACCAAGCUCCAACCUGGCUGUCACACCUCCUUCACCCAGGCGGUCACCCUUCCCCAUCUCUCCUGCUACCACCAUAAUGGACAAGCCACCAGAAAGCAUUGUCAAUCGGAAGGCUCGCGCAGUGUACCCGUGUGAAGCAGAGCACAGCUCGGAAUUGUCUUUUGAGAUAGGAGCAAUUUUUGAGGAUGGCUAUCCUGCUGGAGGAUGAGCGGCUAUAUGGAGCAGAGGCAUCGGAGACCAGACACAGAUACAUGGACAAGCCCAAGGCAGCCGAGCCUGGCCCAGGUCUGAGACCCCGCCUCUCCUCCAGGCUGACUCACACUAAGAGAAAUAAGUGGUGGUCCAUUUGGGCGAUUAAACCGUGGAGUGGUUUGUUAAGCAGCUGUAGCUAAGCCUGCUCCUCUGCUCCUGCUCCUUUGCUUCGUGCUGGUCCAGGCUCAAUGUUGAGAUCAGGUCUUCAUCUUUUCUCCUCCCACACUGUUUGAGAAGCAGCUUUAUUUUCAAGAGAAGUGCUGCACUACCAAUUGGAUGGCUUAAAAUUAAAGUGCCAGAGACUUGUUAUCAAGUCAUUUCAAUUUGUGUUCAUAUGUACGGUCUAUCAAAAUGUGUGUUAGCAUAGACUUUUACAUAAAGGGACAAUGUCUAGUUGAGCAUUCAAUGUACAGAAGCAAACAAACCCCUCAUAUAUGCAGAUAUGGUUUUUCUGCUCUGUCAAACAGUAGCUGGCUGUCUCCAUGGUAGAGGCAGUUCUGAGCUAAUGAUUCCUAAAUUCUUUAGGCCUGAGAAUGCUUUUAGAAAUGCCUAGCAUGAAAUAAAGGCACCCUUGAUCCAAGAAUAAGGCAAUGUAAUUCAGAAAGCACAUCCACCCUAACCAAGGGUGCACAUGGGACGAGGGGGUCUCUCAAAAGGCUCACAGCCAACAUGGCUUUGGUUCAAGUUAGGGGCUCCUUGGGAAAGGCACUGCUCUGAAUAGGUCUGAUUUCUUAAAAAUUUAAAUAUAAAAUUGCCUUCAUUUAUAGAUGUUUUAUAAACAAUAUUUCUAUGCCUCUUUUCCUAUGCUGUGGUCAGUGGCUGUACUGUUUGCCAGAAUUACGUCCACUGCAUUAAAGCAGAGUUGAAUUUGGUUUUCAAAUGGUGGUGUCUCGCUGAAAGCAAUUCAUUUUAACAGUCACCAGUAAAAGGACACAUUAAAAAUGUACUUGAGUUUAUCUUGUGGGAAAUAGAUGUUUUCUGUUUAAAAAUGAGCUGGUAAUUGCCUACUGCUGUUUUGGUGAUCUCUGAUAAGGAUCAAGGUUGAGAAGCCCAUGAGUGUGGGAAGUAUGGUGACGA